AUGGCCACACCUGCUGUCCAAACACCCUCUGUGCCAACCCCUCAUCAAUCUACACCCUUUGCCCUGCCUUCCACACCUGCACCAGUAGAUGCUCCAACUCCAAGUAGAGAUCUCAACCCCUAUGCAGUGGCUGGAAUCACCCCUACCCUACAAAAUAUCGUUGCCACAGUCAAUUUGGAUUGCCGGUUGGAUUUAAAGACGAUUGCACUUCAUGCUCGUAAUGCAGAAUACAAUCCAAAGCGUUUUGCGGCUGUGAUUAUGCGUAUCCGUGAUCCAAAAACAACAGCAUUGAUCUUUGCUUCCGGAAAAAUGGUCGUCACUGGUGCAAAGUCUGAAGAUGAUUCCAAACUGGCUGCACGAAAAUACGCUCGUAUCAUCCAGAAACUUGGGUUCCAAGCUAAAUUUACAGAUUUCAAGAUCCAAAAUAUCGUUGGUUCAUGUGACGUCAAAUUUCCCAUUCGACUUGAAGGUCUUGCUUACUCACAUGGACACUUUAGCUCGUAUGAGCCAGAGCUGUUUCCUGGUCUUAUCUAUCGGAUGGUUAAACCCAAGAUUGUGCUGCUUAUCUUUGUGUCCGGUAAAAUUGUCUUGACUGGUGCAAAAGUGCGUGAAGAAAUCUAUCAGGCAUUCCAAGCCAUCUACCCUGUCCUCACAGAGUUUAGAAAGCCUUGA
This is a messenger RNA of Phycomyces blakesleeanus NRRL 1555(-), 672 nucleotides long. Its product is annotated as transcription factor TFIID, C-terminal, TATA-box binding transcription factor. Lineage: Eukaryota; Fungi; Mucoromycota; Mucoromycetes; Mucorales; Phycomycetaceae. The coding region runs from base 1 to 672 and encodes 223 amino acids. Gene Ontology annotation, biological process: DNA-templated transcription initiation. The record is from RefSeq and is a predicted model, not a curated record. Gene Ontology annotation, molecular function: DNA binding; RNA polymerase II general transcription initiation factor activity. The transcript has 4 exons.